This is a messenger RNA of Leishmania major strain Friedlin, 1824 nucleotides long. RefSeq lists its product as hypothetical. Lineage: Eukaryota; Euglenozoa; Kinetoplastea; Trypanosomatida; Trypanosomatidae. Bases 1 to 1824 code for a protein of 607 amino acids. The record is from RefSeq and is a predicted model, not a curated record. The transcript has a single exon. Gene Ontology annotation, biological process: lipid metabolic process.
AUGACGGCCACCACGUCGUCAGCCGAGUGGAAUGAAGAGGAUGAAGGCGAGGCGACCACUGACGUCGCUGCGGCUUCACCUGACAGCAGCGCGGACGAGCGCUACGGUUACACCAUCUCCACUGACAUCGCCAACACUGCCAUGGAGGGCGCCGAGGUGGCGGAGCUCCGGCACCUGGACCCGUUCCACGUCGAGGUCUUCGGAAGGCCUUCGUGGUCGGCGCUAACGAAGCGAAUCGCGCGGGAGGUGCAGGCCCAGCUCACCCGAUGCGGACUGCGCAAGCGAGACGUCUCGCGGUACGCUGCUCAGGCAGCCCUCAACAGUGAGAUGAGUCGCCAGACGUACAAGUUGUGGGUGCGUCAAGGGUCGCGCCGCAUUCGUGAAGGAUGGCUGCAUUCGACCACGCCUGCCGAUGCCACUGGCUCGCCUUCACCGCAGUCUCAGCUCACCGUUGCGCCGUCCGAGCAGGUGAUUGUCAAGGGCAAGCUGGACACGCUCCACACAGCCUGCUACCUCGCCCGCUAUGCGAUGGCCGCCUACGGGCUGCCCUUUGAGCUCAACUACUUUUCCAGCUUGCGUGAGCUGUCGAAGCUCAUGGCAGAGCCUCACCGGCGCUACGUCUACGCCAACUCUGAGGAGCAGCUCGAGUCAAUGCGCCGCAUGCUGCAGGGCGAGGAGCCGAACGCGUUGCUUGAGUGUGUGGCAAGUCGCUACUCGCUCCGCGUAGGUCAAUCUUGCUGGGCCCUCUUCCUGGACCACGCUACGAACCGAGUCGUGCUCACCUUCCGCGGCUCGCUGACGCCGGCAGACAUUGCGGUGGAUGUGACAGAGGGCUACGCCAACGUCGUGCUGGAGCGCGCCCCUGUGGAGGUGGCAGCGGCGGCCACCGGCAUCGAGGCGUCGCAGCGACUGUGCACAGCGAUACCGCUCGGCUUCUACGAGUCCGUCGUCGAGGCGGGUACCCAGUUGCUCCCUCUCCUGCGUACCAUCCAUAGCCAAUACAGCACCUACCAGCUCUGCAUCACCGGACACUCUCUGGGCGGUGUCCAGGCCUCUCUCUUUCACCUUCUGUACUGCGGGCCGUGGCGCGCGGCUCUGCACUCGUCAACGACGCUGUUGCGCCGCGCGAAGACGCUCACAUGCCCCUCCUCACUGCCUUCGGCGCCGCCUCCUUCCUCUGCAGCCAUCGCGUCCGCUGAAACAGCGCCGACCACGGCUAGCACUGCCGCGCAUGUGCCUUUUACCAAGACGGUGACUUGCACAUUUGGUGCCGCCCCAGUCGUGGAGCGGCGCGUCACUCCACUGCUGAAUGCGUGGCUGUACCAGGAGGAGCAGCGCACUGGAAGUCGUCUUGUGGCCUUCAGCAACGGCAUGGACGUUGUUUCCCGGCUGCAGUUGCGGUCGCUUCAGGACGCCUUUCUGCAGCAAUACGCGCGGCCGACGGAGGAGAGUCUGUCUAGUGACGACAGGGCUGCCGUCGAUGACACCGGAGCUGCGGUCGCAGGGGUGUCCAACAAGUCCGUACCCCUGCUCGCCAUUCCUGGCUCGUUGUACAACAUGACAUCCGGGACGCGCCGCCGCCAUCUCCUUGCCGUUCCGCUCACUGCCACCGCGGUGCGUGAGCAGGUCGUCCUCAUCCCUGAAGCGGCCUUGCAUCACUACCCCUCGCUCUAUCUGCGCAGCCUGAACGAGCUGCUGCGUCGGUAUAGGGCCAAGUGGCAGUCCAUCUGCGACGAUGCCACGACGACGCCGACCGCCACUGCCACUGCGGCAGCCGUAGCCCUGUCAACAGACAAUCCCUUACGCGAGAGCCGAGGCGGGUGA